ACCGGCCCCGGCAGCGCCUUUCGCACCGGUCCCGGAGCAGGCGAGAUCGAUGAAAGUCCCGAGCGGAGCCUCCGCCAUGUCCACGUCCCUGCGGGUGAGCCCGUCGGUCCACGGCUACCGCUUCGACACCGCCUCACGCAAGAAAGCCGUGCCCAACAUCUUUGAGGCCAUCAGCCAAGAGUCACUGCAGAAGCUCUUCAGGAACUCGGGCGACAAGAAGGCCGAAGAACGGGCCAAGAUCCUCCUCGCCACGGACCAGGACUCGGAGGACCGAACGCGGGCCUUGCUGGCCCUGAAGCAGCGGAGGAGAGACAAGCUCCUCCAGUUCCUGACCCUGCGGAAAUACUCCCUCAAAGUGCGCUGAGCCGCCGCCUGGGAAAGGACCGGGACAAGAUAGUGGAGGAACGAGACAGCGCUCAGGAUGUGGCCCCGUGCCUCGCAAGCUUCCAGCAGGACGAGGGGCCCCGCAAAACAGGCCCCAAGCCGACGCUCCCACCGCACCCCCGGCAGGCGGAGAGCCAAGCAGAGGACCGCAGCCUGCUCGUCCGGGAAGCUGCCCCAAGUGCCACCGCUGAGACUCUGGUCUGCCGGGGCAGGGGAUCCCCGCGACUAGGCUGCAAUGGAGCAUUUCUUUCGCACUCCUCCAGUGCCCCGACACGAGGCACCGUGCGGGCGUCAGGAGCUGAACUUUCGGGGGCUGCGCUCUCCCAAGGCACCCGACGCGACUGCAUCUCUUAUCCCCUUGCGGGGCAGUAUCCCUGCCAUACGACUCGUUUGCACGGCAGCAAACAACCCGGGCACCCCCGCCCUGAACUGCCUUGGCUGGGAAAGCCUCUGUUAGAUAGCGCGUUUGCUUCUCACAACUGCCAAUCUGCCCCGAGGCCUGCUCAGCCUCAGAGACAGCACGAUAGACAGGAGAAAAUAGACUGCAAGGGGCUGGAUGUAUCCCACGGUAAGACUGGAGGACAAUGCUAGACUGCUCUCGACUGUGAUUUAUGGUCCCACGGCCAUCUGCAGCCCAAUAAAUGAUAAAGAUUGUGC
Molecule: messenger RNA, 1041 nt
Organism: Gavialis gangeticus (Gharial)
Lineage: Eukaryota; Metazoa; Chordata; Crocodylia; Gavialidae
Gene: TCIM
Product: chromosome unknown C8orf4 homolog
Exons: 1
Coding region: 50-364 (104 amino acids)
Biological process (GO): negative regulation of Notch signaling pathway; endothelial cell activation involved in immune response
Cellular component (GO): nucleus; cytosol
Molecular function (GO): Notch binding
Source: RefSeq, a predicted model, not a curated record